Dunckerocampus dactyliophorus (ringed pipefish) is the source of this 1619-nucleotide messenger RNA. Its product is annotated as myosin heavy chain, cardiac muscle isoform-like. The record is from RefSeq and is a predicted model, not a curated record. The transcript is spliced from 5 exons. NCBI's taxonomy places the organism in Eukaryota, Metazoa, Chordata, Actinopteri, Syngnathiformes, Syngnathidae. Bases 499 to 1095 code for a protein of 198 amino acids.
GGUCCAGGAUGUUAUUUUCCCUUGUCGGAAAGCUCACAUGCUGGUAAUAUUUGGGGAGGACAGUCCUGAGGUUACAGUGGUUGAAAUCGCCAGAUAUAAUAAAUACAGCGUCUGGGUGUUUGGUCUCGUGUUUAUCAAUGAUGUCAUGCAGGAGGCCUAGUGCGUUAGCGGUGUUAGCUCGUGGUGGGAUGUAAACAGCAGUUAAAUACACAGCGCUAAACUCACGAGGCAAAUAAAAAGGUCUGCAUUUCACCAUCAGCAGCUCAAUGUCCUGCGAGCAGUGCUUUUCCAUCGUCUGUACGUCUGUGCACCACCGUUUGUUUACGUAAACACAGACGCCGCCACCUCUGUGUUUACCAGACGCUAAAGUCCGAUCUCCCCGGUAAGCAGCAAAUGUUUCCAACUGGAUCGCCGAGUCCGGUAUAUCCUCCGUCAGCCAGGUUUCUGUGAAGGUGUCAGGCAAAGUGCAGCGAUCUGGAGACCCAAGUCCUGGAUCUGAUGCUGGAGCAGCGGGCACUGAGGAAGGACAAGGACGAUGUGACCAGGUACCUGAAACGCGCGCUGGACACCAAGGACAAGAAGGUGGAGAUGCUGAUGGAGCAGGUGGAGAGGCAGCAGGAGGCGGCCGAGCAGGACAAGGAGACCAUGGAGCAGCUCAACAAGCAGCUGGAGCAGCUGGAGGAUCGCAUCACGCAGCUCAACGCCGAGAUUGACAUGCAAGCGGGACAGUUGGAGACGCAGGCGGGACAGCUGGUGGCUCUGGAGGAGAAGCUGGUCCUGCAGAAGAAGCAGCAGGAGGCCGCCAUUCAAAAACUCAAGGAGGAGGCCCAGAGAGACAAGACUAACAUGAUCGCUGAGACGAUGAAGAACAUGGAGGUGGUGUUCGAGGACAAGAUGUCCAAGAUGCUGGAGGAGGAGAGGGCUCAGAACAGCGAGAAGAUGAAGCAGCUGCAGAUGAUGCUGCUGGAGAACACGACACUGUGGCAGGAGAAGGACGUCAUGGCCAAGAGAGAGCUGGAGCUCAGCUGCGAGGUGAGCCGUCUGGAGGACGAGCUCACCAAGAAGCCUCGCAGGAAGCUCAUCCGCAGGAAGUGACCUGAGAGCUUCAACGCUUCUACAUCUUUACACGUGAAACCUAGUCUUCCAUGCAGCUACUUGGCCAACAACUGCAGUGACUUCUUUUGUCCACAGUGGUCGCUAAUGAGCAAAAGUCUCACGCUUUCCAACUCUUAACUCGUUUGUGUCCUUAUCCCGAGUUCAAAAGUCUCAACAAGGGGGCAUCCGGAUUUGAACCGGAGACCUCUUGAGCUGCAAUCAAAUGCUCUAUCACUGAGCUAUAACCCCGCACAGUUCAUACCACCAUGAAGACAAACAUCAGCUGACACACCCACUACUGAAGUUGUCUUCACAUGAUGUUUUCACUAGUUCUUCCUCCCCAGAUCACUAUUUGAUUCCCUGGAGGACACUACUAUUUCCUCAGUAGUCAGUGCAGGCCAGGAACACUUCGUCCUCUCUAACUGUGUGUGUGUGUUGGGGGGGGGGACACUGAGAUUUUUGUCGAAUAAAUAGGUCAAGGGUUGCAUUCCCAAUGUUGAUUUUAAACAGAAAACAGGGUUUUC